AUGGCUUCUCUCGCAACGCAUCCCUUUUGCCACGGCUUGUCUCAACCCUUCCUAGCAAUGCCUCCUACGCUCAGCUCCCUCCCCUUUCCCCAGCUCCACCACCAGCACUGCACUGCCUCGCUCCGCUCCUCUCCCUCUCAGCGCUCCUGCGAGCUCUGCACCCAGCCGGCCGCUCUCCGCUGCGACGCGGAUUCCGCGUUCCUCUGUGCGACGUGCGACGCGGCGGUGCACUCGGCGAACUUCAUCGUGCUCCGCCACUCGCGCCACCUGCUCUGCGCGCUCUGCAGCAGCCCCACCAGCUGGGAGGCGCCCUUGCCGUUCCAUCAACCCGCCGCUGCGGCGCAGACGCAGGUUCUGUGCGACUCGUGUCUAGCCGUCGGCGCGGUUAGCGGCAUUACCGGAAACGCGGUUUUCCACACCCCGUGCGCGAUGAGCGCGAGCAUGGCUGCGUCGCUUCUCCCCCUCCACACAUACGCAGCCGCCCUUUCUAGCUCUGCGUUCGUCCCGUCGCCCCCGUUGAACGUCGCACCUAAAUCGCAGUCUCUCGCCAAGCGUCACAAGGCCAACAUAGAAGAUCUUUUGGCGUUUUCCCAGCUGGCGCUCCGUGGGCCCCACGUGUCCGAUCUGGCGUUUCACAUCUUCCAGAAGGUUCUGCGAAAGCUCCAGCCUGGCCGGGUGGCAGCCGACUCGCUGAGGGUGACGCUAGCGGCGUGCAUGUGGACGGCCGCUAAGCUAGACGACAACCAGAAGACGCUGCCUAGGGCGUCUGACGUGGCAGCAGUUGCCCGCGUGCCAGCAAAGCGCCUGCAGGCUGCUGAGCUGGAGGUGAUGAAACUGGUGGAUUGGAGGCCCCUGGAGGGGUUCACAGGGUUUCAGGAAUGA
Closterium sp. NIES-65 is the source of this 882-nucleotide messenger RNA. The record is from the annotation of a GenBank genome assembly. NCBI's taxonomy places the organism in Eukaryota, Viridiplantae, Streptophyta, Zygnematophyceae, Desmidiales, Closteriaceae.